Messenger RNA from Monodelphis domestica (gray short-tailed opossum), 945 nucleotides. RefSeq names its product olfactory receptor 13H1-like. The record is from RefSeq and is a predicted model, not a curated record. Lineage: Eukaryota; Metazoa; Chordata; Mammalia; Didelphimorphia; Didelphidae. Gene Ontology annotation, cellular component: membrane. Gene Ontology annotation, biological process: G protein-coupled receptor signaling pathway. Gene Ontology annotation, molecular function: olfactory receptor activity; G protein-coupled receptor activity.
AUGAAUUACCAAGAGAUUGGCAACCACAGCAAGGUGACUGAGUUCAUUCUCGUGGGGCUGUCCAGACAGCCCGCCUCUCAGAUUUCCCUCUUCUGGACCCUGCUCUUUGUCUAUGUGGUGACGCUGCUGGGGAACAGUGCCAUCCUGGUGGCAGUGUGGGGGGAGUCUCGGCUCCACACCCCCAUGUAUUUCUUCCUCGGGAAUUUGUCCUUCCUGGAUCUCCUCUUCUCCACAAGCACAGUUCCACUCGUCAUGAUGAAUGCCUUGUGGGAUUUUCCGACCAUCUCCUACAAUGACUGCUUCACCCAACUAGCCUUCAGAGCCUUCUUGGCACUGGCUGAGUGCUUCCUCCUUGCCAUCAUGGCAUAUGACCGCUUUGUGGCGAUCUCAACCCCUCUGUGUUACCCUGCGGUCAUGAACAUCCGAGUCUGCAGGGGCCUGGCAGUAGCCUGCUGGACAAUGGCCCUCGUGGUCACUGUCAUUCCAAUUUUGACCGUGCCUGUGAGUUUCUGUGGGAGAAACGCCAUAAACCACUUCUCCUGCGAAGUCCAAGCCAUCUUCAAACUGCUCUGCUCAGACACCAGCUUGCUGGAGAGUCUGAUGAUGGCUUCUGCCACCAUCUCCAUGCCUGUGCCUUUGGCCUUCAUCUUGGCCUCUUACCUGCGCAUCAUUGCAGCGGUACUCAGGAUUCAUCCCCUAAAGGCCAGGCUCAAAGCCUUUUCCACCUGCGGUUCCCACCUGACCACAGUAGCCAUCUACUUUGGGACACUCAUCUAUAUUUAUCUGAAACCCCAAAGCAAAGAAUCCCAAGAUGGGGACAAACUCUUCUCCAUAUUUUACGCGGUGGUGACCCCCAUGUUAAAUCCCCUUAUUUACACCCUCAGAAACAAAGACAUGAAAUUUGCCCUCAGGAAAGUCUUCUUCAAGACAAAAUCUUUGGAGUAG